UUCUAUGAAUAUACUCGAAUAAGCAAGAUAGUAAGUUUCUUUUGAUGUGGAUUCUGUGACUCCAUUACUAUACGGAUCUAAAGAAUAAGCCGAGUAAUUUUUAGCCAUAUUUAGACAUAUUAAAUAAUUCUUGGAGAAAUGCAAGAAUAUUCCAGAGGUACAGACUAGCCCUGAUUAUUAUAAUUGGAAUAGAGGAAUUCAAUUUCUUAGUAAAGGUGAUUAGGCUCUUGCUUUCCAAAAAUUACUUGAUUUCAAAUUAGAUGAGAUUCCUCUAUAUUUAGGUACUAUAAUUUAUUCCGCUACUACCAAUUAUUAUGGUGUAUACUUCGGAAUGGUUGUACCUGCAAUCAAAGUAUUGGGAACAGACGAAUAAAUAAAUGCGUAAUGAAUGUUUUUGAAAAUUUAGUUGGUACACAGAUUGCCUCAAUUUAAAAAUUGCAGGUUGUUAUGCUUAGACUGAAUUGGCACAUGGUUCGGACGUCUAAAGUCUCCAAACAACAGCUACAUAUGAUCAAAAAACAGAUGAAUUCAUAAUUCAUACACCUUCCGUGGAGGCAGUAAAAUGUAUUAUAUUAAGAAUUAUAUUAGUCUGGCCAGGAGAAUUGGGGUUCUUGGCAAAUUGGGCAUUAGUGUAUGCAAAGUUAAUAGUAAAUAACAAAUCACACGGAGUGCAAGCCUUCAUGGUCCCUAUCAGAGACCUUAAUACUCAUAAGCCAUUGCCAGGAAUAGAAGUAGGAGACAUUGGCCCUAAAAUUGGAUAUACAUCUAAAGACAAUGGUUAUCUGAAAUUUACUCAUUGCAGAAUACCUAGUUUCAAUAUGUUGGCCAAGUACAUCAAGGUGACAAGAGAUGGAUAAGUGAUUAGACAAGGUGAUCCUAAGGUCUCUUAUUCAGCUAUGAUGAUAAUGAGAAAAUUAAUUAUCACUGUCUAUCCAAGGACAGCAGCAACAUCAUUAACAAUAGCUAUCAGAUACUCAAUUGCUAGACAAUAAUUUACAAAUGAUUAAGGCUAAGAGAAUUCAGUAUUGGAAUACUAAACCUAGCAACAUAAACUAUUACCUUUAUUAGCUAAUCUUUAUUCAAUAAUAUUUACAGGAUUGAAAGUAGGUUAAUUGGUUGAUCUUAAUUUCAGUCAGGUUCAAAAAUAAGAUUUUUCUUUAAUGGCUAUCUGUCAUGCAAUCAUUUGUGGAACCAAAGCAAAUUUUACAUAUUUUGUUUCAAAUUGUGCAGAAUGGUGCAGAUUAUCUUGUGGUGGACAUGGUUAUGCCCAUUAUUCUGGAUUACCAGCCAUUUAUUAGGAUAAUUGUCCUAAUAUUACAUUGGAAGGUGAAAACUAAAUAAUGUACUUAUAAUUAGCUAGAUUUUUACUAAAAUUAUAUAAUCAAGCUAAAUAAGCAUCAAAGAAAAUCAACGAAACAUAUUUUGGAUUAUUUAAUAGAGUAAUUUUGUCACUUUAUUAUAUUUUAGCUUUAAGCCAUCUCAGAUUAUAGAUGCACUUAAUUUACUAGGGAAUAAAUUCUGUAAUUAUUAGAAUCCAAUGUUAUCCAUUCAAUUCAAAUAACAAAUGAUAAAAUGAUGGCUCACAUUAAUAAUGGAUUAGAUCCUAAAUCAGUGUGGGAUUACAAAAUCGGAACUGAUCUUUGGAGUUCUGCCAAUAAUUUCAUAGAAUAUUAUAAAUAUCUUAGUUUCUUAUAAACUAUUGAAUAGGCUGAUAAUAACAACACAAAAAGAGUGUUGAGAGAUUUAGCUGAUCUUUUUGCCGCUAGCAUUUUAUUAGAAGGAUCAAGCGUGUUAAUAGAAACAGGUGUUAUUAAUGUGGAAUCUAUCAAAUUAAUAAGAGAGUUUUAUACCUAACAAUUGACAAUCAUUAAGCCUGAAGUAUUUUCUCAAUUAUAUCUAGGCUAUUGGCUUAGUUGAGGCCUUUAGGUAUAAUGAUGCCUCUUUGAGAAGCACCAUUGGCUGCUCUGAUGGAUAGCCAUAUGAAAAAACAUAUCAUUCAGCUAUUAAUGAGAAUACAUUAAACAAAACUGACUUCAAACCAAUUGUCAAUCAGCUCAAAAAUAUCAAAGCCAGAUUGUGA
Paramecium octaurelia is the source of this 2080-nucleotide messenger RNA. The record is from the annotation of a GenBank genome assembly. Lineage: Eukaryota; Ciliophora; Oligohymenophorea; Peniculida; Parameciidae.